CGAGAGGUGAAUCUGCCGAUAAGGAGCCCUGACGAUGCGAUAAGACAACCUCUGAGAUAAAAGUCCAAGGUUUUGAUCAGCAGCAGGAUGCUGGGCACGUUGACUAGGAUACUGCGACCUGCGCUCAAACAGGCUCAGCCGCAACUGCUGUCUGGAUUCACAAACUCCCAGCUACCAUGGCGACACAAGAUGCAGAUCCGCACAUGUGCUGCGGGUUCAGCCACAAUUCAGUCACUGGAAGGUUGUCUCGUGCUGAACUAUGGAGGAACGCGGAUGCGUUUUAACUACGUGUGGCUGCGGGAUCACUGCCGCUCCCCCUCUUCAUACAACUCCAAGACUAACCAGCGGAACCUGGACACUGGGAGCAUAGAUCUCAACAUCCGUCCUGACAAUACAACUGUGCAAGAUGGCCAUCUCGUCCUCACCUGGCCUGGAGGUCAUGUGUCAAAGUACAGCCUUAGCUGGCUAGCUGAGAACAGCUAUGAAGGAAAGAAGCAGAGCAUCGUCCAGCCAUGCAUCCUUUGGGAUUCAGACAUCUAUAAGAAUGCAAACAUACCCUCCGCCAAAUGGGACACGUUCAUGAGCAGUGAUGAUGAAGUAAAGAAGUUUCUUCAAAACUACCUUCUGUAUGGGAUCGCUUUUGUAGAUGAUGUCCCAGCUACAGUGGAGGCCACCGAGGCAGUGACCCAGAGAGUCAGUCUUAUCAGGGAGACUACAUAUGGAAGAAUGUGGUGUUUUACAUCAGAUUUUUCAAGAGGAGACACUGCUUACAGCCAGCUUGCCCUGGACCGUCACACUGACACCUCCUACUUUCACGAACCAUGUGGAAUCCAGGUAUUUCACUGUCUCAAGCAUGAUGGAACUGGGGGAAGGACACUACUUGUAGAUGGGUUCUACGCUGCUGAAAAAGUGCGCCAGCAGUCUCCCGAAAACUUUGAGCUGCUUGCACGUGUGCCGAUCAGGCAUGAGUACAUUGAAACCUCUGACAACCACCAAAACCACAUGACAGGCAUCGGCCCUGUGCUUAACGUCUACCCUUGGAACAAUGAAAUGUACCUGAUCCGAUACAACAACUAUGACCGAUCGGUGAUAAACACAGUACCCCAUGACCUUGUUCAGCGAUGGUACGUGGCACAUCGAGAGCUGACUACAGAACUGAGGAAACCUGAGAACGAGCUGUGGGUGAAACUGACUCCAGGGAAAGUAAUUUUCAUAGACAACUGGCGUGUCAUGCAUGGGAGGGAGUCUUUCACUGGCCUGAGGCAGCUCUGUGGAUGCUAUUUAACCAGAGAUGACAUCCUCAGCUCCGCACGCUGCUUCGGUCUGCAGGCCUGAUCCUGGACAGGAACUCCUUUCACUUCUGUGCCUUAUCUAUUAGCCUAUAGGUUCAAGGUUCAUAUGUUGCCCAUAUGCAACAACAAUAACAUUCUAGUUGCACACCUAAAUGCAAGUUGCAGUCCCUUUAUACUACACAAGAGAACAACUCUAUUUUUUAUAACGAGUCGGGAGAAGGAGUUCAGGAGUCUCACAGCCUGAAGAAAGAUGCAGCUCUUCAGUCUGGUGUUACGAAAGAUAAUACGUCUGUAACGCUUUUCAGAUGGCAGCAUGGGGUACAGACUGUGGUUGAAAUCUUGAAUGUCUCCUGUAUAACACUUGAAAAAAUGAAAUGGAUAAGUUAUUAUUGAGCUCAUACAAUCAUAUGAUCGCAAUAAAUGGUGUAAUAAAGGAAUGGACUGGGUCUGUAAUAUUUCCCUCAAUACAGUAAGUUACAGCUAAUAAGCACUUAAAAAGUAAGCAUAGUCGAGGCUGAUAGUUAAGAAUCACUGUUACAUUACAUUACAGUCAUUUAGCAGACGCUUUUAUCCAAAGCGACUUACAAUCAGUAGUGUAUUACAUAUCAUUCACCCAUUCACACACUGAUGACAGGCUACCAUGCAAGGUGCCACCAUCAGACUCUAACUAACGUUCAUGCAACAUCCAGUCCACACCGAUGGCAAGCCUUCGGGAGCAACUUGGGGUUAAGUGUCUUGCCCAAGGACACAUCGACUGCCGAAGCCGGGUAUUGAACCACCGACCCUCUGAUUGGAGAACUACCUUGCUCUCCACUACGCCACAGCUGCUAUCUGCUGAUCUGAUGUAGUCAUUAGAUACAAUUUUUUUUUGAUGACAUGCUUAUUCAUUUACAAUGUUUCUUUUCAAAUGUAUAAUCAUUUGCAAUACAUUUGUGGACACUAGCUUAGCAUUGGCAGAGGCCAGAGGGGUAGCCAAUGUAUGGAUAGAAG
Anoplopoma fimbria (sablefish) is the source of this 2282-nucleotide messenger RNA. RefSeq names its product trimethyllysine hydroxylase, epsilon (gene tmlhe). NCBI's taxonomy places the organism in Eukaryota, Metazoa, Chordata, Actinopteri, Perciformes, Anoplopomatidae. Gene Ontology annotation, biological process: carnitine biosynthetic process. The record is from RefSeq and is a predicted model, not a curated record. The transcript is spliced from 8 exons. Gene Ontology annotation, cellular component: mitochondrion. Gene Ontology annotation, molecular function: iron ion binding; trimethyllysine dioxygenase activity. Bases 88 to 1335 code for a protein of 415 amino acids.